Molecule: messenger RNA, 1473 nt
Organism: Cynocephalus volans (Philippine flying lemur)
Lineage: Eukaryota; Metazoa; Chordata; Mammalia; Dermoptera; Cynocephalidae
Gene: DDX25
Product: DEAD-box helicase 25
Exons: 12
Coding region: 1-1452 (483 amino acids)
Biological process (GO): poly(A)+ mRNA export from nucleus
Cellular component (GO): nucleus; cytoplasmic stress granule
Molecular function (GO): RNA helicase activity; RNA binding; ATP binding
Source: RefSeq, a predicted model, not a curated record
AUGGCGUCGUUAUUUUCGGGAGGCGACUCAGGGGUGGCAGAGAGCGAGCGGCUGAACUGCCACUUUACAGACUUCAUCCACCCCUGGAAGAAUCUUCGGCCUUUUAAGACUACUGCAGUACCAAACAUAGAUGGUCCUAUUAACACUGAAGAAGAAGAAGAAGAAGAAGGUGUAGUGGAUUUGGCCUCUAAUUCACUCUUAAAUAAGUUAAUCCACCAGUCCUUAGUAGUAUCCAGUCAUCAAGUCGAAGUCUUACAAAAGGAUCCCAGUUCUCCACUCUACUCAGUAAAAACAUUUGAAGAGCUGAGGCUAAAGAAAGAGUUACUGAAAGGGAUCUAUGCAAUGGGAUUUAACAGGCCAUCCAAAAUCCAAGAGAUGGCUCUCCCUAUGAUGCUGGCAUAUCCACCCCAGAACCUCAUAGCUCAGAGCCAGUCUGGAACAGGAAAAACAGCUGCCUUUGUCUUGGCAAUGCUAAGCAGAGUUAAUGCCCUAGAAUUGUUCCCACAGUGCCUCUGCCUGGCUCCUACUUAUGAACUGGCUCUGCAAACUGGCCAUGUGGUUGAGCGGAUGGGAAAAUUCUGUGCGGAUGUUCAAGUAAUUUACGCCAUUCGAGGGAAUCUAAUUUCCAGAGGCAGUGAUAUCACCAAACAGAUUAUAAUUGGCACUCCUGGGACUGUCCUAGAUUGGUGUUUCAAGAGAAAAUUAAUUGAUUUGACUAAGAUUCGUGUGUUUGUCCUGGAUGAAGCGGAUGUGAUGAUUGAUACCCAAGGAUUCUCAGAUCAGAGCAUUCGUAUUCAGAGAGCUUUACCCUCUGAAUGCCAGAUGCUCCUCUUUUCAGCAACCUUUGAGGACUCUGUGUGGCGCUUUGCUAGGCAAAUCGUUCCUGACCCUAAUGUUAUCAAGUUACGCAAAGAGGAGCUGACCCUGAGCAACAUCCAACAGUAUUACAUGUUGUGUGAGAACAGGAAGGACAAGUACCAAGCUCUGUGCAACGUUUAUGGCGGCAUCACCAUUGGUCAGGCCAUUAUCUUCUGCCAGACUCGUCGAAACGCCAAGUGGCUGACCCUGGAGAUGAUGCAGGAUGGCCACCAGGUGUCUUUGUUAAGCGGGGAGCUGACCGUGGAGCAGCGAGCUUCCAUCAUUCAGAGGUUUCGUGAUGGGAAAGAGAAGGUUCUUAUAACAACCAAUGUUUGUGCUCGAGGGAUUGAUGUGAAGCAGGUCACCAUUGUUGUGAACUUUGAUCUCCCUGUAAAACAAACGCAGGAGCCAGACUAUGAGACCUACCUCCACCGCAUAGGACGGACAGGACGCUUCGGGAAAAAAGGCCUUGCCUUCAACAUGAUUGAAGUGGAUAAGCUACCCCUGCUUAAGAAAAUCCAGGACCACUUUAACAGCAAUAUUAAGCAACUCGACCCCAAAGACUUGGAUGAAAUUGAAAAGAUUGAAUAUUGAAGAAAGAAUUUUAUUGUUUUU